This is a messenger RNA of Corylus avellana, 763 nucleotides long. NCBI's taxonomy places the organism in Eukaryota, Viridiplantae, Streptophyta, Magnoliopsida, Fagales, Betulaceae. The record is from RefSeq and is a predicted model, not a curated record.
CAGUGAUGGGAUCAAUAAUUGUGCACUUCUUAAGUUGUACAGAUAGUAAGGUGGUUAUUGCCUUGUACACUUUUUUUUAAUAUAAACGCCAAGAAUUCAGAGGGUUUUACUGCUCUGGACAUGGUGGACAACCAAGAGAUGAGGAAUAUGCUAUGCCGUGCCGGAGCAAAAAGUGCUUCAUCUCUUCCUACUAUUGUUUCUUGGGCAGAUUACUUCAGAUCUCGUCUCACAAGAAAUGAGAAGUUAUACAGAUGGUUCUUAUGUGGGAAAACGCUAUUGUCAAACGACAUGCGCAAUAUGCUGUUGGUGGUUGCUGUACUGCUUGUAACAAUCGCCUACCAAGCAAUACUCAGCCCCCCUGGAGGAUUUUGGCAAGAUAAUUAUAUUCCCGGAAACAAUAAUCAGCUCAAUAUCACAGCCGCCGCCGGCGCAAGUGAUGAAGUCAGUCAACCCCCACACCAGGUGGGGACAGUUACCAUGCCCGGACACUUUUUCCCUCUACACGUGGCUACUCUUGAUUAUCAUAGUCCUCCCUCCUGGGCUUCCUAGUCACCUGCUGAUCAUAUCCUUUGGACUCUUCUUUCUGUCCUAUGGCAUCUCUAUAUCAAUCACAGCUCCGCUUCCCUUUUAUUGGCUUCAUUAUUUUUUGUUUUUCUCUUUCUUUCUUCUGUCUAACAUUGCCUCGUUUUUCUUCGUAAUUUGGAAGAAUGGAAGAUCAAUUUUCAGGGCUUUCAUUGAUGCUGAAAAAAUGUUUUGAGCUACA